GGGAGCCGCAGUGGGCCGGGCGCGGCCUCUCCCUAGCUCCCGCCCCCGGCGCGUCUCCAGCAGGCUCAGAGCUCGGCAAGGCGCUGGGACAGCCGGGGCUCUUCUAACCAUGGCCCCCGGCCUGCGUGACCUCCCGCGGCGCGGCCUCUGGCUGCUGCUGGCUCACCAUGUCUUCAUGGUCACUGCCUGCCGAAAUCCUGACUAUGGCACCGUCAUCCACAGCGUAUGCUUCAACCACUUCCAGAAGAACAUGGACGCCAUUGGGAAGUCUCUGUGGUGUGACUGGGAAAAGACCAUAGAGAGCUAUUGGGAGCUCACUUACUGCACCAAGUAUGCGGCACACAAAAUUGGCUGUUUCUGGCCUAACCCGGAAGUGGACAAAUUCUUCAUCAUGAUCCACCAUCUCUACUUCAGCCAAUGCCCUGUCUCCGGCAGAGCACUUCAGGACCCCCCCAACAGCGUCCUCUGCCCCUUCCUCAUGCUCCCCAUCACAGCCACGCUGCUCAUGACUGCUCUGGUGGUCUGGAGGAGCAAACACACAGAGGGCAUCGUGUAGGUAUCCCCGGCGAUGGGGAGUUGGGCAUCAUGGGCCCAGCAACAGCAUCAGGGGCUGGUAGCGAGGCAGGCCCCACAGUGCAUCCUGCUCUAACCUAGUUAGCACAGGACUUUCAAGCGGCUCUGCAUUAAGCUAAACAUGCUCUAACUGGGGGCCCCUAGCAAGGGAGCGGGGGGGCAUGCUUCUCCUUACCUCUGAAAGAGUUCUAAGUGCCAAAUCUCUGGUAUACUCAUCACUGUGGCGGACUUUCUGACCUCCAAGCAAGAUGGCAUAGAUGUGAUUGUGGAUGCAUAGUUUGUGAUUAAAAGAGUAUUCCUAAACUUUGGGACGUGUUCUAAAUUUUGGG
Molecule: messenger RNA, 902 nt
Organism: Chionomys nivalis (European snow vole)
Lineage: Eukaryota; Metazoa; Chordata; Mammalia; Rodentia; Cricetidae
Gene: Ramp1
Product: receptor activity modifying protein 1
Exons: 3
Coding region: 110-556 (148 amino acids)
Biological process (GO): intracellular protein transport; receptor internalization; protein localization to plasma membrane
Cellular component (GO): cell surface; membrane; signaling receptor complex
Molecular function (GO): coreceptor activity
Source: RefSeq, a predicted model, not a curated record